Molecule: messenger RNA, 291 nt
Organism: Symbiodinium necroappetens
Lineage: Eukaryota; Dinophyceae; Suessiales; Symbiodiniaceae
Source: the annotation of a GenBank genome assembly
AUGCCACAGAGAUUAUGCACGCCUACCUGGGCAGUGGACUGGAGGUCCUGUCUGACAAAGGUGGCCGGGAGGAGUUUCGCUGCGAUAUCCUCGAGACACCCACAAUGUUCGAUGGAGUGUGCGAGGUCUCCGCAGGAACUCCUGCAGGAUACUACAACUUCACCUACGUCCUCCAAGAUGCCAAGACCGGCGAGGGCUAUGGCAGGAAUAGUUGGGAGGCCCGUUGCAGCGAGCGGACUUCCCCUAGAGAUUAGUUCGACAGUAGAGGUAAUCAGUGUCCCAAAAUCCUAA